Molecule: messenger RNA, 1214 nt
Organism: Lingula anatina
Lineage: Eukaryota; Metazoa; Brachiopoda; Lingulata; Lingulida; Lingulidae
Product: noelin-2
Biological process (GO): signal transduction
Source: RefSeq, a predicted model, not a curated record
UCUGGCUCUGGAAACAUCAAACGCAACGGUAUGUGUCUAUUUGGUCGCAGCGCCUUGGCUCUCUGCAUUUUGUUUGGCGUGGGAUUAAGCCACAGUCAACAAGACCGAUUUUCCAACCUUCUCGAGCUUCUAAAACUACAGGUUCAGAUUGAGAAGACGGGGGAUUUCCUGCGCAGGGAUUGUCCAACCCUGUUCCAGCAGACUGGGGUUUCACGUUAUUUGAGGUCUGAACCCAGAGUGGGGCAAAGCCCGUCGUACAAUGGCGUGACAUCAGAAGAGUUAGCGCUCAAGAUUAGCCUUGCCAGCCACACUCUAGAAUUCUUGACCCAGAGCUAUUUGAGAUGCACGGCAGACCAACAGAUCAAUACAAAUGGAACGGGAUGUGGCAUGCCUACAAUAGAGAACUCGUCAGGGGUUUUCCAGUACAACCCGGCCAAUUCCAGACAGUCUGCGUGGAUGAGAGAUUCCCAACCGACAAAUCAAAGCUCGGCAAACAGAGUGUGGUUCUUUAGAGGAUUUGUGAGAGACAACGCGGUGAUAAUGUUCGACUCAGUAGAGGCCAUGAAGCGCAACCACUCACGUGAGACCAUCAGACUCCCAUACAACUGGGCAGGCACUGGACAUGUUGUAUACAGGGAUUCCGUAUACUUUCAGCGUGCCCUCACGAAGAACAUAGUCAAGUUCGAUUUCAAGAACAGAACUGCCAUGAUUGAGGCAUCAAUGAGGGACGUAGACGGGGGCAACACGUGUACAUAUCCGUGGCGCGGUUACACUACCACUGACUUUGCCGUGGACGAGUACGGGCUGUGGUUAGUGUACGGGAAUAUAAGUAACAACUGUAACCUGGUCAUCGCCAAGAUCAACCCGGACACUCUCAACGUGGAGAAAUCGUGGGCGACGACCAUUAGCAGUGGAAGCGUGGGAAACACUUUCAUGAAAUGUGGCGUGCUUUACGCCACGAAUUCCUACAGUGAAUUGUCCAAUUACAUCCGCUAUACCUAUGACACCAACACUGGGAAACAAGAGUCGCUUCCACCGAAUGGGAUCCCGUUCAAACCACCUGGUAAAUACAACACCAUGUUAGAUUAUAAUCCACAUGACGGUCUUCUGUAUUAUGCAGAUAUGAUUAAGGGAAAUCUUGCCACUUUUCCAAUUGUCUAAUCAAUGAAACAAGAUUUCGGCUACAAACAAGAAAGCCAAGAAAUAAAAAAAGU